CACCCGAUCGUCAGGAUGCCCGAUAAUGAAUCCGGUCGUUGCACCGAGUGGACGGUGGCCAAACAACCCUACUCCACCACUCUCUACGACCAUCGAUCGCCCUCCACCCUCCCUUCCUGCCGAUUCGCUCGAACCGCGCCGAUCCAACAACCCCUCCCGAUUAACCAUUACUCCCCCCCUUACCAUCAAGCAUCUCCCAACCUUGUUGCGAUACCUUAUCACGCUACCCUUCCAUGCGUGGAACCACCAACGUCCGUCGAGCGGUUGCAAUGCGGUCAGAAUACGGGGAAGAAUUGCCAAUUGGGUCCGGUCGACGUGGAGGAUCUGGCCCUGUACUUCGAGCCCGAGAAGUCGCAGACCGGUUGCCCGGUCUAUCAUCGGCCAUCGAUCUCGAACUCGAAUUUUCGUCGGCCGGCAAGAUCGAUCAACAACAAUCCUACGGCCGAGUUAUCGACGAGGCAACAGUUCAACAUUAAGCUUGCUCAAUUGUGUGCCGAAUGUGAUUGGCUCGGCCAAUUUUGCAACACCUGUCCCCAACAGCAGUACGCUUUUUGCACGGAGGAACGAUGGCUCGAAUGCCCGGCGAGCGACCGUUGCCCCCUGUACGCCGACGACGACGUUGCCUACCCCUAUGGGCAAAACCCGGUUCUGCCACCGUGCGUCUACGAGGAUUUGCAAAACGGGUAUUGCCGAUACGGGUGUAACGACGAGGACGGCCAGAUUCUCGAGGAUUAUUUGAGCAACGAGAAGAGGAAGGAGAAGUCUCGUGAUGCGGCAAGAUACCGUCGAAGCAAAGAGACGGACAUUUUCACGGAUCUAGCUGCCGCUCUUCCCGUAACACCGGAACAAGCAGCUCAUUUAGAUAAGGCCAGUGUGAUGAGACUUGCCAUCGCCUAUCUUAAAGUGCGCUCGGUGGUCGACUGCGUUCCAGGCCCGAUGACCAAGUCCGAGACGUUGAAUCAAAUGGACGAAUUAUUCUCCAAAGCUCUAAAUGGAUUCAUGUUGGUGCUUUCCAGCGAUGGAAACAUGAUCUACCUGUCAGAGAAUGUGAGCGAUUAUCUUGGCAUUUCCCAGAUGGAUAUGAUGGGUCAAAGCGUGUACGAAUACAGCCAUCCGUGCGACCACGAGGAAUUGCGGGAAUGCCUGUCCUCGAAACCGCCCGAGAACAGCGAGAAACGUGCUUGCAGUUUUUUCUUACGGCUCAAGUGUACAUUGACCAGCAAAGGAAGGAAGGUCAAUCUAAAAAGCGCUUCCUACAAGGUGAUUCAUUGCACCGGUAGAUUAACGUAUAUCCGCGACCCGGUGUCGAAUUCGUCGGAGAACGACGACGCGAAGAAUAAAAAGGACGACGAGGGAAACGAAGGAGACAACACUGGAGCCUCGUUGGUGCUUCUCGGAUGUCCCAUACCGCAUCCUAGCAACAUCGAGAUACCGCUGGGACGUCACACUUUCCUCUCGAAGCAUAGCCUCAGCAUGAAAUUCACGUACGCCGACGAAAAGUUGGCUGAAUAUCUGGGUUGGAGCAGCGAGGAGUUAGUGGGACAAUCCGUUUUCGAGUUCUAUCACGCCCUCGACAAUUUGGCUCUGGAUAAAUCUUUUAAAUCACUGUUCAGCAAGGGUCAAUGCGAGACGGUCGCCUACAGAUUUCUCGGGAAACGCGGAGGAUACGCUUGGGUCGUGACGCAAGCCACCCUAAUUCACUGUUCCAAGCAGCAAAAACCGUUGUCCGUCGUCUGUGUGAAUUACGUUCUAAGGUAG
Apis florea (little honeybee) is the source of this 1758-nucleotide messenger RNA. RefSeq names its product HIF-1 transcription factor component sima (gene sima). Gene Ontology annotation, cellular component: nucleus; cytoplasm; transcription regulator complex. Gene Ontology annotation, molecular function: DNA-binding transcription factor activity, RNA polymerase II-specific; RNA polymerase II transcription regulatory region sequence-specific DNA binding; protein dimerization activity. The record is from RefSeq and is a predicted model, not a curated record. Gene Ontology annotation, biological process: regulation of transcription by RNA polymerase II; cellular response to hypoxia. Lineage: Eukaryota; Metazoa; Arthropoda; Insecta; Hymenoptera; Apidae.